Messenger RNA from Theobroma cacao (cacao), 2612 nucleotides. RefSeq names its product recA DNA recombination family protein (gene RECA2). NCBI's taxonomy places the organism in Eukaryota, Viridiplantae, Streptophyta, Magnoliopsida, Malvales, Malvaceae. Gene Ontology annotation, biological process: DNA repair. The record is from RefSeq and is a predicted model, not a curated record. Gene Ontology annotation, molecular function: ATP binding; ATP hydrolysis activity; single-stranded DNA binding.
UGAUUGGUAACUUGGAAUUUCAAAGCAGCAACUUAAUUAUAUAUAGAAAAACAAGAGAAGACAUUGGUACUCGACCAGCACGAUCAGCAUGGCAGCCCCAUUUCCAGGAAAGUAGUAAAAAAUGAUCAAAGCCAAGAGCCCAAUGUAUUAGAAAUAUUCAUAUCCCAGCCCAGAUGCCAGCAGUUUGCACUCGAAAAAGCUCCUGAAACUCAGCGAUGUUGCCAGACUUUUGCUUGCAGUUGGCCCUGACUCCAAUUUGCGCACUUGGCUGCCUCCUAAAUCUGGGUGUAUAAAGCUGCUUCUACAUGGGAUUUGUUAAGGUUUCUUGGCAUUGGCUCAUCUGUUUCCCCAACAACCAUAUUCCCACGCAUUCAUUCACCUUCCCGCUUGCCAUCCUCGACAGAUUAGCCCCUCUAUCCACUCUUUAGUUCAUAGAGGAUUGAUAGUCCAAAUUUAAGGUGCUGUUUAUGCAACAAGGCUGAGGAUUCCAGGGACCAUAUUAUCUCCAAGAGGAUUUGGAAGGAAAUUUUGUAGCUCUCUCUUUAAAGGGAACCUGGGGGAUUGAACAACUCAGUUUACUUGGGCUGCUAGAGCCUGCCUGCUGUUGCUGGCAAGCUAGAAAACAGGAGACGAUGUGAAAGCUAGGGUCUAACUUUUCAAUGUCGACUUCUUUUUUUUUGUUGUUUACUGAACCUUGUAUUCUCUUGUUAACUCAAGCAUUUUUUUUUUUUUGCUUAAAACGGGGCCCUUUAGAAAUUUGACAACAAAUCGUCACAAGGCCCAGACGGCCCAUUCAGCUUCCAGUCCCUGGUACUUAACCAGACUGAAAUGUCAAAAAGGAGGGAAACUCAACCUAAAACCCUAACAUCACUGAGCAGAGUUACUGUCCAUUUCUCUGCUCUCUUUCUUUUUCUUUUUUAAAGAAAAAGAAAUAAACCUACGCUUUUUAAUCCAUGGAAUAACAUUUUAUCAUAAUUAUUUUGUUCUCCAUCUUCCUUUUUUUUUUUUUUUGGUAUUUUGUAGUUCUAAACAGAGCCCAGCCCUUUCAUAGCGUGCUAUGGCGAGGUUUCUUCGAAAUAUUUCUUCACUGAAACGUUCUCUUGUCGCUCCAGAGGUAUGUAGGAGAGGGGUAUUAGGGUCAUCUUCUCAGCUGUGUAGCUUUUCUUCUAAAGGUAGAAGAAAAUCAAAGUCAGAUGGAAGCGACUCAUGUGAUGAGAAUAUGUCCAAGAAAGAAUUAGCCCUAAAACAAGCCCUGGAUCAGAUUACUAGUUCUUUUGGAAAAGGAUCUAUUAUGUGGCUUGGUCGUUCUGUGUCUCCUAAAGAUGUUCCGGUAGUUUCCACUGGUUCUUUUGCUUUGGACAUAGCACUUGGAACCGGUGGACUUCCAAAGGGACGUGUUGUGGAGAUAUAUGGACCAGAGGCUUCUGGGAAAACAACUCUUGCUCUACAUGUAAUUGCUGAAGCACAGAAGCAAGGAGGUUAUUGUGUUUUUGUCGAUGCUGAGCAUGCUCUUGAUUCAGCUCUAGCUGAGGCAAUUGGGGUAAACACUGAGAAUUUGCUUCUUUCGCAACCCGAUUGUGGUGAACAAGCUCUCAGUCUUGUGGAUACACUAAUACGGAGUGGAUCUGUUGAUGUUGUUGUUGUUGACAGUGUAGCUGCCCUUGUGCCUAAAGGUGAGCUUGAUGGGGAGAUGGGUGAUGCUCAUAUGGCAAUGCAAGCUCGAUUGAUGAGCCAGGCUCUUCGUAAAUUGAGCCAUUCCUUAUCAUUAUCACAAACUAUAUUGAUUUUUGUAAAUCAGGUGAGGUCAAAACUUUCAACUUUUGGUGGAUUUGGUGGGCCAACUGAAGUUACCUGCGGUGGUAACGCACUAAAGUUCUAUGCUUCAGUGCGUCUAAACAUAAGGAGAACAGGGCUUGUCAAGAAAGGAGAAGAGACUAUUGGAAGUCAAGUUCUUGUGAAGAUUGUGAAGAACAAGCUUGCCCCUCCAUUUAAGACAGCUCAGUUUGAGCUAGAGUUUGGCAGGGGAAUAUCUCGGGAAGGAGAGAUCAUAGAUUUGGCGCUAAAACACAAAUUUGUUACAAAGUCUGGUGCAUUCUACAGUUUCAAUGACAAGAAAAUCCAUGGCAAGGAAGCCUUUAAAAAAUUUUUGGCUGAAAAUGAAAGUGCUUGUGAAGAACUUGUGAUGAAACUUAGAGAAAAGCUACUUGAAGCUGAGAGAAAGAAGGAAAGACAGACAGAUAUUUCUGAUGGGGAUACAUCAGAAGAAAUAAUUCCACCUGAUACGACCGAUGAAGAAGCUGCUACAGCUGUUGAAGCUUAAGUGUGCAUUUGACUCGGACUGAAUCCCCCUUUGUUCUCAUUGCAGGUUCAGUCUUUUGUGGGGUUGCCUUCUCACUUUGGAUCAGUCGUUAGCUAGGUGAAUUUUUCAGUGGACACAAUGAUGGAAGGAUUUGAAAGUCCUUUGAAUCAUAGUCAUAUUCCACCCUUUGAGUAUGUUGGUCGUAUUUGUACAUGUGUCGUAUAGUGCGUUGGAAAGUUUUGUGGAAUCAAUUUAGAUGAAGGAAGAAUUCAGGAUCUUCAUUCAAAUUUCCGGGGGUAUCCUACAGUCUUCC